Macrosiphum euphorbiae (potato aphid) is the source of this 294-nucleotide messenger RNA. The record is from the annotation of a GenBank genome assembly. NCBI's taxonomy places the organism in Eukaryota, Metazoa, Arthropoda, Insecta, Hemiptera, Aphididae.
AUGACUAUAUUAUUACUUCCACCUCACUCAAGUCAUUUGCUACAACCUAUGUCUGUAUUUAAAUCUAUUAAAACUACAUAUGAUCAACGUUUGUGUACAUGGAUUAGAAACCAUAAACAACAAAAACUACCUAGACAAGAACUAUUAAAAAUAGUACGUGAAAUUUGGCUUCAGUUGGACAAAAGCAUAAUUAUCAAUGGUUUUAAAAAGGCAGGAAUAUUUCCUUUUAAUAACUCAGUAAUUGAUAGAACUCAGUUUGAUCCAUUAAGUCUUAAAAGGUGGGAUGAUCCAUAA